UCUGACAUGUCUUAAAAUAUGUCAGUGUCAUUGUCAUUGUUCUGUGUCAAGAUGCACACCUGUAUUGUUUUCUUCUAAGCCAUUUUUGUAAAAGUUGCUUAAAUACCUUAUUUUAACUAAGGCCUAGUCCUGGCUUAAGCUAAGCCCCAUUUGUGAAAUCGGCCUUUACUUUGGAUAUAUCCAAAAAUGGUAUUCUUCUUAAAGCAAGUUCCUGCUGUGACAGUUUAGUGUGACAACAUGCCCCACUGGCUAAUAACAGUGGAUAUGUUCAGGAGCUGCUUUUUAUUGAUUGAUUGAUUCAUUGACGCACAGUUCAGUGUGUGACUCUUUAAAAAUAACCUCAUUCUGAGAAAUAUUCACUCAAGUAAAAAGUGUGACAACUAGCCCCGGUUUAUGCACAUGCAUGUUUUACUGACAGCUUAGUGUGCAAUGUGUUACAGUCAUUUCUUCCUAAAGAAUGCAAACCACAUUCCAGGCGCUGAUAGUUGACUGCUGGUUCCAUGUGAUCAUAUGACAUAUGCUACUCUGUGUACAGCAUGUACAGAAAUGGAGCAUUAGUUGUUGCUAGUUUUGUAUAAUUAAACAGCUGGAAGAGUCAGGAUUAAGAGUGGAAUUAUUGCUGAACUGUAUUCAUAUAUAAAACUAUAUAAUGUAUUUUAAUAAUGUCAGAUAUUGAGAUGUUAAGUCAGUUUCAUUUGUGUAUUUAUUUAUUUCCAGUUUGUACUUAUUUUAAGCAGUUUGAAAAGUUGUAUGAAAAUAAAACUGACUUGAUUUGGUUCAAAUGCAGUCCUCUCCUUUGCAAACCAUAGACUGGGUUUCUGGGACACUUUUAGUCAUGCUGCGUCUCGUGAGGAGCCAGGGCCGAGGGUUUAGGGGCUGUGUGUGCUGUCAGCGGAGGUUUCAGCAUCACCAUCUUCACCAGCAGAAUCACAAGAGUGUCAUAGCCAUCCGCCGCGAGGAUGUCAACGUGUGGGAGAGACGCGCGCCUCUGGCUCCACGACACGUCAAGGAGAUCACUGCAGCUGGACACAAGGUGCUCGUGCAGCCCUCCAACAGACGGGCCAUCCACGAAAGAUACUAUGAAAAAGCAGGAGCGGUUAUCCAGGAGGACAUCUCAGAGGCGUCUCUCAUCAUUGGUGUGAAAAGGCCCCCGGAGGAAAAGGUGUACCCCCAUAAGACCUAUGCCUUCUUCUCUCACACGAUUAAAGCACAGGAGGCAAACAUGGGGCUCCUAGAUGACCUUCUUAAAAAGAAAGUUCGCCUCAUUGAUUAUGAAAAAAUGGUGGACCCCAAUGGCUACAGAAUUGUAGCGUUUGGACAGUGGGCUGGUGUUGCUGGAAUGAUUAACAUAUUACACGGUCUGGGGCUGCGUUUUCUUGCCCUUGGACACCACACCCCAUUCAUGCACAUUGGUAUGGCGCACAACUACAGAAACGUCAGCCAGGCCAUCCAGGCGGUGAGGGAUUGUGGGUAUGAAAUAUCUUUAGGUCUGAUGCCCAAGUCCAUUGGUCCUCUCACAUUUGUGUUCACUGGCACCGGCAAUGUCUCCAAGGGCGCCCAAGACAUUUUCAACGAGCUCCCCUGUGAGUAUGUGGAGCCUCACGAAUUGAAAGAGGUGUCAGAGAGUGGAGAAAUGACCAAAGUGUACGGCACAGUGAUCAGCAGACACCACCACCUGAUAAGAAAGAGUGACAGACUGUACGACCCCCUGGAGUAUGAAAUCCAUCCUGAGCUUUACACGUCUCACUUCAGGGAGACUGUGGCCCCAUACACAACCUGCCUGAUAAACGGCAUAUACUGGGACCCUCACACACCCAGACUGCUGCGGCGACUGGACGCCCAGCGACUAAUUAGACCCGUUAUAACUGCAUCAUCAUCACCUGAUCUCGGUUGCCCUGCGCUUCCCUACAAGUUCUUGGCGAUUUGCGACAUCUCUGCUGACACAGGCGGCUCCAUUGAGUUCAUGACUGAGUGCACCACUAUUGAGAAGCCCUUCUGCAUGUAUGAUGCCAACCAGCAUAUUGACAAUGACAGUGUGGAAGGUAAUGGCAUUCUCAUGUGCUCCAUCGAUAACCUGCCUGCCCAGAUGCCCAUUGAGGCAACUGAGUAUUUUGGGGACCGGCUGUUCCCUUACAUCUGGGAGAUGCUCCCAUCAGACGCCACCAGAUCACUAGAGGAAGAGGACUUCUCUCCACAAGUCAGAGAUGCUGUAAUUACAUCCAAUGGGAAGUUGACCCCUAAGUUUGAAUACAUCCAGAAACUUCGAGAAAGGAGGGAAUCGGAGCAGAUCUUAAAGAAAGAAGGAAUGAAGCGGGUGCUUUUGCUGGGCUCAGGCUAUGUGUCUGGGCCAGUUAUCGAGUAUCUCACCAGGGACGCUGGCACUCAGGUCACAGUGGCAUCAAAUCUGUUGCAUCAGGCUGAGGACAUGGCAGCCAAGUAUCCCAACACCAUCGCUGUGAUGCUGGACAUCACCCGCCAGGAAGGCCACCUCGAGUCACUGAUCAAAGACCAUGACAUCGUCAUCAGCAUGCUGCCAUAUGCGUUUCAUCCACAAGUAGCUAAGCAAUGCAUUAAAAUGAAGGUAAACAUGGUGACCGCCAGUUACUUGAGCCCAGCCAUGAAGGAGCUUCAGAAGAGUGCCGAGGAUGCUGGCAUCACCAUCGUCAAUGAGAUUGGUCUGGACCCUGGCAUUGAUCACAUGUUGGCCAUGGAGUGCAUCGACCAGGCCAAGGCAGACGGUUGCACUGUGGAAUCGUACAGCUCUUUUUGUGGUGGUCUUCCUGCCCCAGAGUGCUCAGACAACCCACUGCGAUACAAGUUCAGCUGGAGUCCAUACGGCGUCCUGCUCAACACCAUCAGUCCAGCCAUCUAUCUGAAAGACAAUCAGGUGAUCAGUGUUCCUCCUGGCGGGGCUCUCCUGGAUGUCACAGAGCCCAUGGACUUCAUGCCUGGUUUCAACCUGGAGGCCUUCCCCAACCGGGACAGCACCAAAUACGCGGAGCCGUAUGGAAUUGAGUCCGCACGCACGCUCAUCAGAGGAACUCUGCGCUUCAGGGGCUUCUCCUCUGCAAUGAGUGGCUUCGUCAAACUGGGACUCAUCAACACUGAGCCCUUUCCAAAUAUACUAAACAAAUCUACUCCCCUCAAACAGAAAGAGCUUCUCUGUAAGCAGAUUGGCUUGUCUACAUCUGUGAGCAGUCGUGUCUUUGAGGAUGCCAUUUAUGAGCGGAUCGGACGAGACGACUUCAGAAUGCACAGUCUCAGAGGGCUCGGGAUGCUCAGUGAAGAGCCGGUUCCUCACGCCGAGACCAUCUUAGCAGCAGUUGCUAAGCAUCUGGAGGCUAAACUGUCCUUCGCUAAAGGCGAGCGCGAUAUGGUCAUCAUGAGGAACGAUGUCGGUAUCAGACACCCAACGGGCGAGCUGGAGACCAAACACAUCAGUCUGGUGGUUUACGGGGAUCCCAAUGGAUACUCAGCCAUGGCUAAAACCGUGGGCUACCCAGCAGCCAUUGCAACACGUAUGGUGCUCAACGGUGAACUGACCACUAAAGGACUCGUGGUGCCGAUGACGAAGAGCAUCUACAGUCCGGUGCUGAAGAGACUGCAGGAGGAGGGUCUCCGGUACAUUACCAAGAGCACCAUAUCAGAGUAACCACACACCUGAAGAUCUAAUUUCUGUGCCACAUGUGUGUAAUGAAACCCAAACAUCCAUUACUGCACAUAUUCCACAAUGAACGGUUGCAGAUCUUUAACUUCAGUUCAGAGUGAUCCAACGGUUAGUACUACUUUUCAAACUUGAAUCUAAAAAUAGAUUUACACAGUCUGUAGAUGUUUGUAUUAGUUGACAAUGACAAUGAAUAUUUAUGCAAAACUUGAUGUCAUGUUAAGUACUACUGAUAAAAUUAUACAUUUUCUGUAAGGCUAUAACAUCAUGUCAACUGAAUAUUUCUUAAAUGUGAAACUUGGCACUAUAAUGAAUUGUUUAAAAAAAAAAAAAUUCACAUCAUAAACGUGAAUUGGCAUAAAAAUCAUUUGUAGAUCAUUUUAAGCAUAGUGUGUCCAAAGAGUUGUUUUAAAACUAGCUUUUGUCCAAUAAAGCAUUUUCGUUUUCUUUGUUUUA
This is a messenger RNA of Cyprinus carpio (common carp), 4120 nucleotides long. RefSeq names its product alpha-aminoadipic semialdehyde synthase, mitochondrial. The coding region runs from base 782 to 3652 and encodes 956 amino acids. The transcript is spliced from 24 exons. Lineage: Eukaryota; Metazoa; Chordata; Actinopteri; Cypriniformes; Cyprinidae. The record is from RefSeq and is a predicted model, not a curated record. Gene Ontology annotation, cellular component: cytoplasm. Gene Ontology annotation, molecular function: saccharopine dehydrogenase activity.